AUGUCGGAAAUUAACGGGUAUGUUGUGGUUAUGCAUUAUUGGUGGAGUAAAGUGGAGGAAAAAGAGAGAUUACAGUUUUACUGGUUGGAAUUUUCAACAGCUAUACAGGCCAAGCUUGGCAUGAUGGAUUCAAUACGGCGUAUCAGACCGUUUGAAAUAACGGCUGAAAGGACACACUUACCAACAGAAUGGCAAAAGUGGAAGCGUGAACUCGAGCGCUAUUUUGACGCUAGCAAGGUCACGUCCCAAUGGGAGAAACGUUCAAUUCUACUACAUCUGGCCGGACCUGAUGUUCAGGAAAUAUUUGAUCAUUUGCCAGGAACCGAUGAGAUUCCGCAUGUCGUAGCAGACCCACCGUACUACGAUGUCGCUGUUAAGAAACUCGAUGAGCAUUUUGAGCCCAUGAGACGGCGGAACUAUGAGCGCCAGCUAUUCCGGCAAAUCGCUCAAAAACCAGAUGAGCGUUUCGCAGAUUUUGUCCUACGCCUUCGUAUUCAAGCGAAGCGUUGUGAAUUUGAUAGAUACGAUGUAAGGGAAGUUGAAGACCGCAUUAUUGAGCAGAUUGUGGAGUCAUGUAUUUCAUCUGAAUUGCGACGGCAAAUUCUAGCCAAAGACAUGUCUCUAGACGAGAUUGUAUCUUUGGGAACAACCAUUGCUGAUGUACAACUACAAGUUAGAGAACUCGAUCGACAAAGAGUAGACUAUGGGACUACGGCGUCUGUUAACAAGGUGUUCAAGCCACCUAUUCGUUCAAACUCUUUUCGGGCAUCGGGUGCUCAAUUUUUCAAUCGAACAGACAGAGUUUGCUUUGCGUGUGGUCGUAGGGGGCACUUGAAAGGAGAUACGGCCUGUCGAGCCAGGAAUGCAAAAUGUGUUAAAUGUGGCGAACUAGGACACUUUGCUGUUCGAUGCUUGAAACGUAAAUCAGGAGUCACUACUAAUCAGCAAUCGAAGAAGAUACGCCUCGUAUCUGAUGAGGCGGAAUAUGGCUCUAAGGAGGAGAACAUCUUUUAUGCAAUGGGCAGGAACACAUUUCAGUUCAAAGUGGGUGGAAUAAAAAUUCCCAUGAUAAUCGACUCGGGAGCCGAUGUCAACAUUCUGGACGAAGCGACAUGGAGUGCGGCCAAAGAAGCAGGAAUGAAAAUGCAAAACCUUUCGUGGGAAUCCGAUCGAUCAUUGAGAGCGUAUGCUUCAAAACAACCAAUGAAAAUCAAAUGCAUGUUCUGGACAGAUGUUGAAGCUGGUACCAACAGGGUGAGGGCGAAAUUCUACGUAGCAGAGAAAGGUCAACGAAAUCUUUUGGGUGAUGUGAGUGCAAAGGAACUUGGAGUUUUGAAAGUCGGUUUUGACAUUGCAGCUAUAGAGUCGUCGUCGGAAUCAGCGUUUCCGAAGAUAAAAGGGGUAUUGAUUGAGAUACCAAUUGAUCAAUCAGUUCAGCCAGUACAGCAGGCAUAUAGACGUGCACCAUUGGCUCUCGAAGGGAAAAUUCAUGAUAAACUUCAAUACUUGAUGCAAAACGACAUCAUUGAGAAAGUAAACGGACCUUCACCGUGGGUAUCACCAGUUGUUCCCGUUCUUAAACAAAAUGGAGAUGUCAGACUGUGCGUCGAUAUGAGAAGAGCGAACCAAGCCGUGUUGCGGGAGACACACCCACUCCCAGUGAUUGAGGAGAUGCUGGCAUCAGUUAAUGGGGCCGUGAAGUUCUCAAAGCUUGAUGUUAAGGACGCAUAUCAUCAGGUGGAGCUAUCGGGAAACUCUAGAGUUAUAACGACAUUCUUAACCAAAUAUGGGUUGUUUAGAUACAAGCGACUAAUGUUUGGGGUGAGUUGUGCCCCGGAAUUGUUCCAGAAGGUUAUGGAGACUAUUAUUGCGGGGCUAGAAGGAGUAAUAGUCUACCUUGACGAUGUUGUAGUUUCGGGGCGUACACAGACUGAGCAUGAUAAUCGGUUGAAGGCACUGUUGGAUAGAUUGGAAAGCUAUAACGUACUGUUGAACAGGGAUAAAUGUCAGUUUAACGUUUCAAGUUUGGAUUUUUUGGGACACAAUCUGUCGGUAAACGGAGUCAGGCCAGUUGAGAGUCGAGUUUCAGCUGUGGCGAAAUUUAGAGAACCGGCAAACGCGGCAGAGUUACGUAGCUUUCUAGGGUUAGUUACGUAUGUUGGACGAUUUAUACCACAUCUGGCGGCAAAAACAGAUCCGCUAAGACAGUUGCUACGUAAAGGAGUGACAUUCCAGUGGACGGUUAAACAACAAGCUGCAUUUGACAGUAUCAAGGAAGAGGUGUUCCAAAUCAAGAAUCUAGGUUUCUUCGAUCCCAAAGAUGUCACUAUUCUCGUAGCCGACGCAAGUCCUUCAGGGUUGGGCGCAGUGUUGAUGCAAGAAGAUUCGCUUAAAGUUCGUAGGGUUAUUGCUUAUGCGAGCAAGUCUCUCACUGACCUUGAACGGAAAUAUUUUCACACCGAAAAAGAAGCGUUGGCUUUGGUAUGGGCAGUUGAUCGUUUUCGUCUAUAUCUCCAUGGAACCAGAUUCAAGCUAGUUACAGACUGUAAGCCCCUUACAUUUUUGUUCAGUCCUCGCUCUAAACCGUGCGCUAGAAUAGAACGAUGGGUACUCCGGUUGCAGUCCUAUAGCUUUGAAAUUGUGUAUGAACCUGGUACUACGAACAUUGCUGAUGCCGUAUCAAGAUUGUCAACAUCCGCACCAACAACAUUUGACGACGGAGAUGAAUGCUCCGUAAGGAUGUUGAUUAAAAUGGUAACUCCUGUAGCGGUAUCGUUGGACGAAAUUCGGGCGGACACUUUCAAGGAUGCGAAAAUUAUUGAUGUAUACAGAGCUCAGGAGAGAAAUGAUUGGUCAGGAGCUGCUAAGCCCUUUAAGCCGUUUGCCUUUGAACUUUGCCAAUCAGCAGGGAUACUAUUGAGAGGUGAACGAAUUGUAAUUCCGAAAGCACUGCAAAACAGGAUUCUGGAACUUUCUCAUGAGGGCCAUCCUGGCAUCGUCGUAAUGAAGAGGCGGUUGAGGCAAAAGGUCUGGUGGCCCGGUAUGGAUAAAGAGGUGGAAAAAUUUGUCAAAGGUUGCAAAGAAUGCAUCUUGGUGUCAGCACAGGAUCCUCCAGAACCUCUGAAACGUACAACCAUGCCAGAUAAGCCUUGGGCCCAUAUCGCAGCAGAUUUCAUGGGUCCAUUGCCGUCGGGCCACAACUUGUUGGUGUUGAUAGACUAUUUCAGUCGUUUCAUUGAAGUGAUAAUCAUGAGAGAAAUAACUGCAAAAUUAACCGUCCAGGCUCUGCACGAAACGUUCUGCAGGUAUGGAAUCCCAGAGACCAUGCGAACAGACAAUGGACCACAAUUUGUAAGCGAAUUGCUGAAUAAAUUCUGCACAGAACAUGGAAUAAAACUGGUUCGAACUACUCCCUAUUGGCCUCAAGCUAAUGGGGAGGUGGAGAGGGCCAAUAGGGCUCUUAAAAAACGACUACAGAUAAGUCAGGAGUCUACCGACGCAGACUGGAGAUGGGACUUGAGAACCUAUCUGUUGCUGUAUAAUUCUACCCCGCAUUCCACAACAGGAGUGGCACCGUCGGCACUUAUGUUCGGGCGAGUGCUUCGCGAUAAAUUACCAUCAAUUUCGUUAACAUCAGAACAGUACGAGGAUAUUCAGGAUAGAGAUCGGGAGAGGAAACAAACUGAAGCUGAAUAUGCAGAUAAACGACGUCACGCGCAACCCAGUUCCCUGAACCCUGGUGACUUGGUAGUCGCUAAGCGUAUGAUGAAGGAAAAUAAGUUGGCAAGCAAUUUCAGUCCAGAAGAACUCGUUGUCGUUGAGAAAUCAGGGCAGGACGUUACACUGGAAUCAUUGGAAUCUGGAAGGAUUCUGCAUAGUAGCUCAGCACACUUGAAGAAACUUCCUCAACGGCACCAGGUGACGGAUACUGAAGUCGGUGAAUCCAACAAAGCUUCAAAGGAUGUUCAGCAGCCGGAGCAACGACCAGAGACUCAGCGUCAGCGACGAGAACCUCGGAAACCAGAACAUCUAAAGGAUUAUCACCUAAGUAUAGUUCAGGACAUUCGAGAAAGUGGGGGAGUGUAG
This is a messenger RNA of Wyeomyia smithii (pitcher-plant mosquito), 4086 nucleotides long. RefSeq lists its product as uncharacterized. The transcript has 3 exons. Gene Ontology annotation, molecular function: zinc ion binding; nucleic acid binding; aspartic-type endopeptidase activity. Gene Ontology annotation, biological process: proteolysis; DNA integration. The record is from RefSeq and is a predicted model, not a curated record. Bases 1 to 4086 code for a protein of 1361 amino acids. Lineage: Eukaryota; Metazoa; Arthropoda; Insecta; Diptera; Culicidae.